GCGCAAUCGUCCGUCCUUUUUAUCCCCAGCUCCGUCCACACCUUCGAAGCUUUCUUCUCUUCUUCCACUACAGCUGCGCGUCUUUCUCCCCGACACGACAGUAGUGACACUCUUUCCCUCACGGCUGCCCUCCAUUGAUUUGGACAAUGGCCGCUCCACGUGUCAGCUUCUCCGACAAGGACUUGGAGAAUGGCGAAGGUGGUCCCGAACGAUCGCGCAAGUGGUCGCAGGCUCCUGGCAACAUCGAGGACCUAGACGAGUACACCGCUCUCCAGAAGUACAUCUCUACCUACCGUGAUCCCAAGCUCGCCCAGCAGGAUGAGGUCGCCAAUGCGCACGCCGAGUCGCAGAAGAAGAAGCCGUGGCAGUUCUGGAAGAAGGCCCCGAAGGCUGAAGAUGAUGGCGAUGCCAUGGUCGUCCCCGAGGAUUGGCUCAAUGCCGACAUCCGCCAGGGUAUCACCAACGCUGAUGUCGAGAGUCGCCGGAAAAAGUUUGGCUGGAACGAAAUCUCCACCGACAAGGAGAACUUGUUCAUCAAGUUCUUGACCUUCUUCACUGGCCCUAUUCUCUACGUCAUGGAACUCGCUGUCCUCCUCGCCGCCGGUCUCCGCUCUUGGAUCGAUUUCGGUGUCAUUAUCGCCAUUCUUUUGCUCAACGCCGCCGUCGGUUGGUACCAGGAAAAGCAAGCUGCCGAUGUCGUCGCCAGUCUGAAGGGUGACAUUGCCAUGAAGGCGACCGUCGUCCGUGAUGGUCAGGAACAGGAUAUCAAGGCUCGCGAGCUCGUCCCCGGUGACAUUGUCGUCAUCGAGGAGGGUCAAUCCGUGCCAGCCGAUUCUCGUCUCAUCUGCGACUACGAACACCCCGAGGACUUUGAGAAGUACAAGGAGCUCCGCGAACAGCACGCUCUGAACCCCGAGGAGGAUCCUGCUGGUUCCGAGGACGCCGAGGGUGAAGAGGGUGAGGGCAUCCAGCACCAAGGUCACUCCAUCAUCGCCGCCGAUCAGUCCUCCAUCACUGGAGAGUCUCUCGCCGUUGACAAGUACAUGGGCGACACCGUCUACUACACCACUGGCUGCAAGCGUGGCAAGGCCUACGGUGUUGUCUUGACCUCCGCCAAGUUCUCCUUCAUCGGUCGCACUGCUACUCUCGUCCAGGGCGCCAAGGAUCAAGGACAUUUCAAGGCCAUCAUGAACAGCAUCGGAACAGCGCUCCUCGUUCUCGUCAUGUUCUGGAUUCUCGUCGCCUGGAUCGGUGGUUUUUUCCGUGGAAUCAACCUUGCUACCCCCGAGGCCUCCUCCAACACCCUCCUUCACUACGUUCUGAUCCUGUUCAUUAUCGGUGUGCCUGUCGGUCUGCCCGUCGUCACCACCACCACUCUCGCCGUCGGUGCCGCCUACCUCGCCAAGCAGCAAGCCAUCGUCCAGAAGCUCACUGCUAUUGAGUCGCUCGCUGGUGUCGAUGUUCUGUGCUCCGACAAGACCGGAACUCUCACUGCCAACCAGCUCUCCAUUCGUGAGCCUUACGUUGCCGAGGGUGAGGACGUCAACUGGAUGAUGGCCUGCGCCGCCCUUGCGUCUUCUCACAACAUCAAGUCGCUCGACCCCAUCGACAAGGUUACCAUUCUUACGCUCAAGCGCUACCCCAAGGCCCGUGACAUUCUCAAGGACGACUGGAAGACCGAGAAAUUCACUCCCUUCGACCCUGUCUCCAAGCGCAUUACGACCAUCUGCACGCUCCGCGGCGACCGCUUCACCUGCGCCAAGGGCGCUCCCAAGGCCGUUCUCAACUUGACCGAAUGUUCUAAGGAGACCGCCGAUAUGUUCAAGGACAAGGCUACUGAGUUCGCUCGCCGUGGUUUCCGCUCUCUCGGUGUCGCCUACCAGAAGAAUAACGACCCAUGGGUUCUUCUCGGUAUGCUUUCCAUGUUCGACCCUCCCCGUGAGGACACCGCCCAGACCAUCAUCGAGGCCCAGCAGCUCGGUGUCCCAGUCAAGAUGUUGACGGGUGAUGCCAUUGCUAUCGCCAAGGAGACUUGCAAGAUGCUUGCCCUCGGAACCAAGGUCUACAACUCGCAGAAGCUCAUUCACGGCGGUCUUUCCGGCACCACCCAGCACGAUCUCGUUGAGCGUGCUGAUGGUUUCGCUGAGGUCUUCCCCGAGCACAAGUACCAGGUCGUGGAGAUGCUCCAGCAGCGUGGUCACUUGACUGCCAUGACUGGUGACGGUGUCAACGAUGCUCCAUCUCUCAAGAAGGCCGAUUGUGGUAUCGCCGUCGAGGGCUCCUCCGAGGCUGCUCAGGCUGCCGCCGAUAUCGUCUUCCUCGCCCCAGGUCUCUCCACCAUCGUUUUUGCCAUCAAGACUGCCCGCCAGAUCUUCCAGCGCAUGAAGGCCUACAUCCAAUACCGUAUCGCUCUCUGUCUCCAUCUGGAAAUCUACUUGGUCACCUCGAUCAUCAUCAUUCGCGAGGUCAUCGCCUCCGAGCUGAUCGUCUUCAUCGCCCUGUUCGCCGAUUUGGCCACCGUCGCCAUUGCCUACGACAACGCCCACUCCGAACAGCGCCCUGUCGAGUGGCAAUUGCCCAAGAUUUGGAUCAUCUCCGUCAUCCUUGGUAUCGAACUCGCUAUUGCUACCUGGAUCGCCCGUGGUACAUUCUUCAUGCCAGGCGGUGGUCUCAUCCAGAACUACGGAAACUUCGAGGAGAUUCUCUUCUUGGAGAUCGCUCUUACCGAGAACUGGCUCAUCUUCAUCACCCGUGGUGCGCAGACUCUCCCAUCGUGGCAGCUCGUUGGUGCCAUUCUCGGAGUGGACAUUCUGGCUACCCUGUUCUGUAUCUUCGGAUGGCUCAACUCCAGCAUCUACCAGCGCCCUCUCCCAUCCCCGAUGUCUACCUUCCAGCAGACCGCCAACGGCCACACCGAUGUCGUCACCGUCGUUGUUGUCUGGAUGUUCUCGAUUGGUGUGAUGAUUGUCAUUGCCAUCACCUACUACCUCCUCAACAAGAUUCCCGGUCUCGCAGAUCUUGGACGCCAGAACCGCAGUCUCCACGACACCCAGAUGGAGAACAUCAUCGGCCACCUGAGCAAGCUCGCGCUCAAGCACGAGCGUGACGAGAACGGCGAUGCCCGAUGGACUUUGGCCACCAAGGCCACUGAUGACGAGGACGACGACUAGUCGCCUCUUGAGAUACCACAUUUUCCUUGUCAAAUUCACAAGUACGAGUAGGAAACAGACGCGUGUUGAUUCCAUUACUGAGAGGAACUACUCCAGGUGCCUGCUCCUGUCUUUGAGGGAGCGAAGUGCACUGUACAUAAAUCUUCUGGUAGAUGCUUAAAUGCGCUGUUGAACUGUUAACCUUCGUUCAACAUCUUUAUCACUAC
This is a messenger RNA of Zymoseptoria tritici IPO323, 3376 nucleotides long. RefSeq names its product H(+)-exporting P2-type ATPase. The transcript is spliced from 5 exons. NCBI's taxonomy places the organism in Eukaryota, Fungi, Ascomycota, Dothideomycetes, Mycosphaerellales, Mycosphaerellaceae. Gene Ontology annotation, molecular function: P-type proton-exporting transporter activity; ATP hydrolysis activity; ATP binding. Gene Ontology annotation, cellular component: plasma membrane. The record is from RefSeq and is a predicted model, not a curated record. The coding region runs from base 147 to 3170 and encodes 1007 amino acids. Gene Ontology annotation, biological process: proton export across plasma membrane; regulation of intracellular pH.